AUGCACAAAGUAAAAUACAGCACAGUGAAGAUAAAAAUUUGUGAUACUAAAGUGAACACCUACAUCGUUUUCAAAUCCAAUGAUAAUCCAUAUCGUUUACACCAUCUCAAGAGGCUCUCGGACAAAAGCAGCUUUCGUCAGCGCUCAUGUCAAGACCUCUCUGGCAAAGUGUGCAAAGCAAAGCCUACGGGAGCUCACCAGCCCUGUGGGGAGCCUGUGGAAGAUGCUACUCCUGCCAUGUCCUCAUCAACUUCUCCAGCUCCUCUGACCCUGCAUCCUCUAUCUCUGGCCUCCACCCUGUCAGCAGAACAUCAAAAAGACCAAUCUGACUUGAGUAGAAUCCCACUGGGCACUGUCACAAAGAGCUCAUCUCCAGGUAACUCUUCUCUGGCAUCCCCCAUUCCAGCCAUCUCAGCCCUUGGUGGCUCAAGUUGUCCCAUUAAGUGCCUGUCCUGGUGGUGGGCGACUACCAAGGCCUUGUUCUUCCCCACCUCAUGGCAGCAUAAGUCCCAGCAAGAGCACCUGUCUUGUCACCCACAAGAGGCAUCAUUUUGGGGAGACCUCACAGAUAGGCAAGUAGAGACUACUAAUCCUUCAUUUGUCAACCCUGAUGUCCAGAAGCUGUUGGAGAUACUGAUCACCAAGAGAGUAGAAGUGAAGAUUUGGAAAGAGAAGGAAAAGGGUGGGUCAUUUUCAAAACAAGUGAGCUCAGACUGCCACCUGAACUCUUUGGGGAAUAUGUGGAAAUCUCUGGAUUCUGAGCAGGACAUCACAACCCCUCAAUCCUUCUGGGGCAUGAAGGACAAAGCAGAGCAGGUGCCCGGUCCUCAGCAGCUCUCACAUUCCAAUUUCUUGGGGGACGAUAUACAGCAGAAAUGCAGCCAACUCUUCUGGGGUCUUCCCUCUCUGCACAGCGAGUCCUUGGUGGGUACUGCCUGGGUGCCUAGGAGCUCCUCUCAGCUACAGGUUCCUUUUGUUUUAUUCAAUGGAAUCUCUAACUGCUUUUCAGUUCCAGUUCAGCCUGGAACACCUUCAGGGCUUUCCCAGGCCUCACCCUUGCCCCUCCCUGGGGCCCAAACCCAAACUUUGACUGGAAAGUUGACCCAGUCCCAGCUCCAACCUCUGGCUCAGAUCCAGACCCAGACCCAUUUCACCUCCUCCCUCCCAAUCCAAUUACCUUCUUCUCUGCCCAAGUUAAGGCCCUCUGGGGCAUCCUGCCAGAUACUCCAGAAUAAGGCACAAUCUUUCAUCCCAACUGAAAUUCAACAUUUAGAUUGGCCUUUGUUGCAGAAGCAACUGAAAAAGAAGAGGGCUUUACCUUUUGCUGCCAAAAGAUCUCAAGAAGUCUUCAGCCAACUCACUCCCAACCUUUCCCAGGACAGUGGAGCCUCCCACAGGUCAGAUUCCAUUCUUCAUAGGGACUUUAUCAGCCCUAAUCUUGAGAAGCAACAUAUUCAAAAGAGGCUCAUCAAAGAUGAACACCUGGAUGGUCUGCACUUCAGGAUCCAAGGGUCUCUGGAACUGAUGCAGGCUCAGGGCCAAUCCCCAGGAUUGUGUCAGGCACAGGAAAAGCAGGGGCCCUUGCAGUUCUCUGCAUUUACAGGUGAGAGCAACCACUCACAGAAGAUAAAGUCCAGGUACACUAGAAGAUCCCAUAAGAAGGGUAUGUUAACAUUACAGCUAGCUGAGGACUUCAGCAGGGGUCUACAGAAACGUAUGAAGAGGAUCCAGAAAGAUCCCUCUAGAGGCUCAGCCAGCUUCCCAAUGAAGAUUCUGAGAAUGAACUCCAAGAAGGAAUUGAAAAGAUACUUGAAGCCCUCAGAGAGCAUCUUAGGAAGUUGCUUACCCAGGGGCCCAGGUAAGAAACAUCUAGAAGAAAUCUUGAAAGCACACUUGGUUAGGAAGUCAGAGCAGAUCAACCAGGGUUUGAUCCCUGUGAGUGUACGUCGGUCCUGGCUUGCCACCAGCAAUGCUUUUCUCAAGUGUCACACUCACAUGGAAACCAGAAAUCGAGCAUCUUUGAAGGGUCGGGAUUGCUGCGUAAACACCACCUGUGAGAUUUCCAUCCUCAGUCCACACAUUCGACAGGUGCUGGAAGCACACAUUAUACGGUUUCGUGUGAGGAAGAGGUGGGGCCUACCCCUCCAGGCCUUUGAGUCCAUAAAUCUGAAGCUAAGUGAGGCUCAACAGUUUCCCCUUCCACAAUCUCCCCCGCCCCCCUCAGCCACCUGUGUAUCCGGGGCCUACUCAAAAACCAAGUUCACUAAGGUCUUGGGAAAACCUCCUCAGCCCAUUCUGAGAGAGAAAGUUAAAACAAAAGAGUCAUUUCCCACCUCAGCAAGUCGUCUUCUUGCCCCCUCACCUGCUUGUGAGGAAAUCCAGAGGGUACUGGGAGAGACCCCAGCUAGCGAUGGCCAUGGGCCCACACAGGCCCUUCUGACUAGACAAAAGGGAAGGCUACCUUCUCAGUCCCUCACACUCAGCCUCAUGUACAGAACCCAGCAGAUUGGAGCCGUCGUGGGGGUUGAGAAAAGGAACCAAGAGCCGAGUCCAAGUUCAGCGGUAACCAGAAAUGAGCCAAGGGAGGAGAGAGGAGGUCAGGCCUCAGGACACCCCUGCCAUAAGAUAGCAAUAAUGGAAAUGAACUUAGGGUCCAAAUCUUCAGAGGCUGAAGAGACCAGGGAGACAGUGGAAGCUGAGGAGACUCCUACUUGGGAAGUCAUUGUAAGACCCAGUGUUCCAGCCAACUCCCAAACCAUUAAUACGGAUCUGAGGAGAUUAGGGUCUCCAGGGCCCAGUAAAAGCCAUUUACCUCCUACAAAGUCGGUUGCCCAGGAUCCAGAAGAGUCAUAUGUUAAAACAAAGAUUGCUAGGAAGUUUGAGCUCCGAAGGAAGAUGGAGUCAGAUAACCAGCCUCAAGGCCAUGCUACUGGCAUGCUCCUUCAAGACUGUCACACUGAUGUCCUCCUUCAAGACUAUGCCACUGGCAUGCUCCUCCAAGACUGUGCCACCAGUGUGCUCCUCCAAGACACUCAUACUGAUGUGCUCCUUGCUGCAGACAUCUUAGCUUCUCACAUGUCACUGUCCAGUUACCACGGGGAACAGAUCAGUGGGGACACACCAGCUACCCAAGUGCCAUAUGACCUCAUAUUGAAUGGACAGAGGAGCCAGAAGCAGCAGGAGCCCAGGAUACCAAAAGUUAAGGACUCAUAUAAUAGCCAGAGCAAGAUGUUUGUCCCCAUUGAUGAGAGAGAGUACAAUAGGAAGCCCAACCCAGGAGAGCACAAAGAAGGGUUGGCAGAACUGAGGACCUCCCAAGCCAGUGGGAUGAGCAAUGCUCCCCAGGUCAAGGGAAUGGAAGACAUACUUAGGAACAAAUACCUCAAACUCCUGCCAGAGAAGGAACAGGUUUUUCUAGAAAACCACUCUAGAAAAAGGAUGAGGCACUCUCUGCAGUAUCUUAACACCAAUAUAGUCAAAGAACUGGAAGAUCCCCUUCUAAAAGACCAGCCCGCAUCAGCCAUUGCCCAGAGCUGUGAACCAGUCAAAAGCAAAUUCAUUAUAGACGACAGGCCUAUGGAAGCUCAGGAUAUUGUGACAGCUGUUGGACAGAUCCUGGUGGAGAAACUGGGACUUCACCAAGGACUUCCUGCCUCAGAGUUAAAUCAGCACAAAAAACAAUUCCAGGCCCCAGUAGGUGGGUGUUCUUCCUACCACAGAGUACUCUCCUCCCCAGAGCAGAGAAGAGUGAUGGGAAAAAUGGCUUAUGAUCACCAAGUCACCCCCAAUGGACACAACUCUCCUAACAAGAGCAAGUGGACUGGAGACAGGGACAAUAAGUGGGCCUUCCCACCCAUGGAGCCAGGGUCCCCAGGGAAACCCUGCCAGCAUGGGCCAAGAGUAGCAGAGGCCUCAGACCACCUUCACCAUUACCCAACAGGCUAUCUUCAAAAAUGUCUCUCCUCUGGUCAACCAGAGUAUGCUCACAACCUUCCUGAUAAGAAAAUUUUUCUCCAAGAAACAAUUCAGAACAUGCAGAGAAAACCUGUUUUCUCUCAUGUUAGCACAUCUUCUAUGUGCUAA
Pteropus alecto (black flying fox) is the source of this 4083-nucleotide messenger RNA. RefSeq names its product spermatogenesis-associated protein 31E1. The transcript has 2 exons. The coding region runs from base 1 to 4083 and encodes 1360 amino acids. Lineage: Eukaryota; Metazoa; Chordata; Mammalia; Chiroptera; Pteropodidae. The record is from RefSeq and is a predicted model, not a curated record.